This is a messenger RNA of Penicillium robsamsonii, 723 nucleotides long. Its product is annotated as HCNGP domain-containing protein. Bases 1 to 723 code for a protein of 240 amino acids. Gene Ontology annotation, cellular component: nucleus. The transcript is spliced from 3 exons. The record is from RefSeq and is a predicted model, not a curated record. Lineage: Eukaryota; Fungi; Ascomycota; Eurotiomycetes; Eurotiales; Aspergillaceae. Gene Ontology annotation, biological process: regulation of DNA-templated transcription.
AUGCUUGGUCUGGGUGAUUAUGAGAGCAGCAGUGAGGAUGAGGUAGAGCAGAAGGGUCCUUCACCCAAUUCUCAGCCCUGCAAGAGCAGCACUGAAGGGUCGCUGAUUCCACAGCAACAGCGUAACAAAGAUAUUCCAUCUACUACCUCACAAGCUGGCCAGGAUGAAGAUCAUAAGCCGUCCUACCAACAACCAAAAGAGACGCCUGUUCACACUUCCACCGAUUCAGUCCCAGAAGGACCUGUCCUUGGCCCCACGUCUAUGGACAUGGCGCCCCUCGCGGAGGAUAAGCAUUCAACAAGCGGACGCUCAUCUCCCUUCUCGGCUACACGCGGACUCGUUCAAGAUCUCACUCUCCCUCCAGUUCCCAAUCUAGACAUCCCACCUUCACCUCCUGGGUCUCCCAACCCAACCGCGAACGCAAAAUUUGAGCAUUUCCUCUCACUCAAAAAGCAAGGCAUACACUUCAACUCAAAACUCGCCACCUCGUCAUCGCUUAAGAAUCCAAGCUUGUUGAGGAAGAUGAUGGAACAUGCUGGGAUUGAUGGGCAAUCGCAAUAUGACACAUCGCUGCCAGCCGACUUGUGGAAUACUUCCAUCCUACCUAAAUGGGGCUUCAAGGAAGAGCUCUUGAGAACUCAGCAAGAUUUCCGUAAACAAUCGGAGGAGAACAAGGCAUCGGGCCAGCGAACCUCGGUUGAUUUUGUCUCUGGGUCUGCCUGA